AUGUCCACUCGUUCCCCAACGACACUGGUGGUACUGCUGCUUGCCGGGCGACUGUGGCUGCGGCUCCCGGGGGUGUCGGUCCACGCCUGGGGGCCACCGCCGCCGCGUGGGUCGUGCGCCCGACCCACGACACGGACGGGGUCCUACCGAACGGGAAACACUGCGCGGUACGGAUUCUUCCAAGAUCUCUUGGGACCCGGGUUUCGCAAACCUGCACCCGCCGUUCCUAAAAAAUGGGACCAGGUCACCAUUGAGCCCGAUUUCCGCGUCGCCGGACUCUUUCUCCUCCUCGGGGGCGUCCUGGAUACCAUCCCCUACGUACAACUCACACUCGGACCACUGGUCACCCUCCUCGGUAUCCUCUUUUUCGUACAAACCUGUCGUUUGCGCUUUCAAUUCGACGAAGACAACAAUUUCCAACUCGUCACGGUCAAUCCCUUUACCGGACAGCUCGCCACCGACGUGGGCGACAACGUUAUUGUCGGCGGAGCCAACCGAUGGGCCUGCGACUCCUUCGUCAAUUACGAUUUUUUUCCCUCGGGAUGGAUAGAUGACGAUGCCAACCCCGUAGGACCCAUUCUGGUGUAUUUCAAGGAAACACAGACGAGUCCCGAACAGUGGAAUCAAGGACCGGGACAAGCGGCCAACGAUCCCGACAAAAUUGACGGGGGUCAGGCCGUUCCCGGACAAGUCCACUUUUUCCCCGCCGUAGCCAACGGCCAGCAACUCCGUGCCGAAUUUGAACGACGCGGCUGUGCUCGAUUCGUUCCGUCGGCGGCGGCGACCCGAGACGCAAACGAGCCGUAACGAACGGGCCCCUAUCAAGAGGGAUUUUGCUACGGACCGUGGAUCUACUAACGUUAGCUCUAGAGAGGUGAAACGGUAAUGACUGUUCCUGUUCGUG
Phaeodactylum tricornutum CCAP 1055/1 is the source of this 904-nucleotide messenger RNA. RefSeq lists its product with no specific name. Lineage: Eukaryota; Bacillariophyta; Bacillariophyceae; Surirellales; Neidiaceae. The transcript has a single exon. The record is from RefSeq and is a predicted model, not a curated record. Bases 1 to 807 code for a protein of 268 amino acids.